CCUAUACAAGUGGGCGGUUCGGCGCGCGCCCGCCCAGUUGUCGCCGGACCUCAGAGUUGAGGACGCUUGUGCGACCUCCGUGGAAAGAUGAACGGGACGCGGAACUGGUGUACCUUGGUGGACGUGCACCCGGAGAGCCAGACCGCGGGCAGCGUGGACAUUCUCAGGCUGACCCUCCAGAGUGAGCUGACAGGAGAUGAACUUGAGCACAUAGCUCAGAAGGCGGGCAGGAAGACUUACGCCAUGGUGUCUGAUCGCUUCUCUGGUCAUUCUCUGGCUUCAGAACUGGUGGAGUCCCAUGAUGGACAUGAAGAGAUCAUUAAGGUGUACUUGAAAGGGAGGUCAGGAGACAAGAUGAUCCACGAGAAGAGCAUCAACCAGCUGAAGAGUGAGGUCCAGUACAUCCAGGAGGCCAGGAAUUGCUUGCAGAAGCUCCGGGAGGACAUAAGUAGCAAGCUUGACAGAAGUCCAGGAGACCCUCUGCAGCAGCAGGAGAUACAGGUGGUACUAGAAAAGCCAAAUGGCUUUGGUCAGGGUCCCAUGACUCUCUACAGCAGCCCAUCUGAGGCUGACACCUGCAUGACUGAAGAUGUCGAGAGCUUGAAGAAGACUGUGCAGGAAUUGCUUGCCAAGCUGCAGGAGGCUGAACGGCGGCACCAGUCCGACCGCGUGGCUUUUGAGGUUACACUCAAACAGUACCAGCGGGAAGCAGAACAGAGUCAUGUGGCCCUUCAGAGAGAGGAGGACAGAGUGGAGCAGAAAUCGGCAGAAGUCGGGGAGCUACAGAGGCGCUUGCUGGGAAUGGAGACGGAGCAUCAAGCCUUACUGUCGAAAGUCAGGGAAGGGGAGGUGGCCUUAGAGGAGCUUCGGAUCAAGAACGCCGACUGCCAAGCAGAAAGAGAAAAGACUGCUGCUCUGGAAAAGGAGGUGGCUGGGUUUCGGGAGAAGAUCCACCACUUGGAUGACAUGCUCAAGAGCCAGCAACGGAAAGUCCGGCAGAUGAUAGAGCAGCUCCAGAAUUCAAAAGCAGUGAUCCAAUCCAAGGAUACCACCAUUCAAGAGCUCAAGGAGAAAAUUGCCUAUUUGGAAGCUGAGAACUUAGAAAUGCAUGACCGCAUGGAGCAUCUGAUAGAGAAGCAGAUCAGUCACGGAAACUUCAGCACGCAGACCCGAGCCAAGACAGAGAACCUGGGCAGUGUCAGGAUAUCCAAGCCUCCCAGCCCUAAGCCCAUGCCUCUCAUCCGAGUGGUGGAAACCUGAGCUUCAGGAGGUGGAUGCUGCUGUUGCUGCUCGGACCUGCAGAGAAGCCCACCACCCCGUAGGCUGUUGAUACUGACUCUGACUUCCUGAUAGUACCCUGGUGGCCCCAGGUCUUGGGCUUAUGCCCCAGGCUCCUGUCCUCUGCUUGCUGGCAGGUGGAGCAGAAGUCUGUCUCCUCCGGACAUUGCAGGCCUUGGGAAGACAUUCUCCUGCUAGCAGGGACAGGACAAUCUGCUUACUCCCAGUUACUGUUUUUCGGUGUAACAGAGCUUCCCUGCUGCGUACACUGGAAUCUAGCUGCCCCAAAGCCAGGCCCUCAUCAAGUCCAGAGAAGUGACAAAAUUUGUCUCGGCCCCCAAAAGCCGGAAGUGCAGAUGUACAGUGAUUGGAGCAAGUCCCGAGGGUAUGAAGUUCCUUCUGCAAACACAGCUCAGUUCUUAGCAACAAACUGUUUUUCUAGUUAGCUCCACCCCUGUGCCAUGCUGUCGGCCUCCCACAGUCAGCUAAUGGAGGCUAGCAGGCCAGGCCUGGCUGGUCUCAGCCAGUGAACCUAAACCAUGGGGACAAUGUACAUUCAGGGAGCAGGUUUUUAGCAGGAAGGUUCUUUGGGCCAUGAAAAGUUGAUGUGACUUCUCCCCACUUUGGAAGCUCCCAGUCUUUAGGUUUUCCCUGUAGUGUCCUGAAAGGCACACCUCAGUCUUCCUGACCCAGAGCUAGAACUGCUUCAUCAGUCUCAGCAAAACCAUCACUGUAUUUAUUUGUUAAGUUAUUGCUGGUUUUGCUUACAUCUCAGAGUUGAUUCAGUACCAAUGCUCUGCAGUCUCCUGCUGAGGUGUUUGGGCUUACCCGGAUGUGGGGAGAGUAUUCUGGUUGGCUCCCUGGGCCUUCCCUCUAGCUGCUGAUUUUCCUUUCUUCCUCCUGAGUCAGUCUGCAACUCAGGAGGCUAGUUUCUGCCCCCAAGUGUGUGCUGUCCGGGGAAUAGGGCAAUCAGGACUGUUUUGGGGGCAGGGGUGGGAUCUUCUAACCUCUCCAAACCCUUCCACCCCAUAACAAUCUGUAUCUCAGCUCCAAAUGACCCUGCAGCUCAUUGCGUUUCCUAUAGUGUGCUCUAGUAGCCUCAAGAACAUUCAAGCUCCUGAAUGUGGGGUCAUGGGAACAGCUUUAGUCCUCGAUCUACUUGGCUUGCCUUAAGUCUGUGUAUUUCUGUGUCAGGACCAGGCAGGACCUGGCUUUGUCUGUAUAGUAUCCUGACACUCCAGACAGUCUCUUCACAGUAUGAGGGUAUGGAACAUGAUCUCCAUGCCCCUUCAGAUUCCUUUCCUUUCUGUGACACAGCCGUUGUAUGGUGACUUUAAUAAAUUAUGCUCAUAUGUCUCUUUA
This is a messenger RNA of Phodopus roborovskii (desert hamster), 2640 nucleotides long. It is a transcript of the gene Tuft1, whose product is annotated as tuftelin 1. Gene Ontology annotation, cellular component: intracellular anatomical structure; I band. The transcript is spliced from 13 exons. The coding region runs from base 88 to 1260 and encodes 390 amino acids. Gene Ontology annotation, biological process: intracellular signal transduction. NCBI's taxonomy places the organism in Eukaryota, Metazoa, Chordata, Mammalia, Rodentia, Cricetidae. The record is from RefSeq and is a predicted model, not a curated record.